AUGGUGGUUCGGACAACCAGCAAAAAUGAUCUAGCAAGAAGAGAGCAUCUUCCUGAGCACAAACCUCAAUUCAGUAUACCAAGUCCUUCAGAGUCUCCCAAGCAUUUCGACUUCGAACCACAUGUUGUGGAAACCAAUCUUCACGACCCGAAGCCGCAAUGGAUCGUUAACUCAAAAGCAUUGCAUUUCCUUUACAAGCUUUUGUCAAGCAUGUACGUGUGCGUGCUAACAAUUGUCGCAUGCCUGAUUUCUCUAUCGUCACCAUGGAGCUCAUCGUCAUUAUGGCUGGCGGAAACGAUUUUCUCCAUGCUCAUGUAUGGUAUUGCCAUCGUGUUCUUCAUUUAUGUCUAUUUAUUUGUGAUCUACCCAAAGCCUGUGAACACAUUCAUCCUUUUUCUUAAUAAAAAGACGAAAUGGAUGCCGAGGCCGGAAAGAUUUUUGAUCGAAGAGCCGGUUCAUAAUGGAGAAGGAGCUGGAACAUUCUAUUUAAGGCUUGGAGCUCUUUUUUUUGGAACUAUUGGAAGCGUUCUUCUCGGCUGCGAAAUUUAUCUCAGCUUCACCGAGCAUUCCUAUCAUCAUUUUACAGUUGCCAAAUAUAUUAUGUGGAUUAUUUUCACAUACGUUCAAAUGCAUUUCCUCUUCACAAACUCAAAGAUAACCUUCAAAAAGGACAAUCGGUUGGCCACGUUUGGUCUAAUGCACUGCGUUGCCGUCAACCUCUGGACAUGGUUCUCGUUGUGCCUCGUGAAAGCCCAAGUGAAAAAGGCCAAAAAGAAGAAGAAGGAGUUGGCGGCCGCCACCACCCAAUCAUCAUCAUCGUCUUCGGAAGAAUCCGACGCAACCGCUGCCGAUCUCGUCAUUGAAGCUGUCACAGUGAUUGCGAAUGAGACCAAGCUUGAAGACUUGUACUACCGUAUGCUCGGAAUGGGGAAACUCGGCGAUGUGUCCAAUUUCCUACUAACCUGUUUAGUCGAGUAUUCGCUGAUCGGCGCCGCCGUUUGCUUCAUCAUCUGGAAGUACAUGGGCCAUUCUCACGAUGGCGGACAUUCAGAGAAUGGAGAAGGCAAAAAGAAGAAGAGGGUCCGAUUGGAAUGCAAGAGUGUCACCCUUGGAAUGUUCAUGGGUAUCAUAUUAAUGAUCGGAACAUUUGUGACAAUUGGAAUCUACAUGAUGCUCUAUGGACAAGGGAAAAUCUAUCAAGCCAGUCUGGUCAUUGGAAUCACCAAUCUCAUUCUAUUCAUUAUGGCAUUGCUUGCGUGCUUCUUCGGAUUAUGGAGAAUGCGAGUCCUCCAAUAUCGAUUGCAUGCUCAUGGCGAGGUGAUCGACGAGAUUCUUCUAAUAAUCGGCCUUGUCGCUGAAAUUCUAUACUGCUCAGUUGGAUUCGAUUUGGCUGUCGAUGCCCAGAAAAAGGGACUUGGCUAUGAGAAUCUCUCAAUCGCUGUCUUCCUAUUCCGAAUUAUUCAAGUGAUUGUGCAAUCGACAUUCAUUCUAAUCGCCUCGAGGCUUCGAUGCUUCUCGCCGGAAAAUGCUCGAAAACAGCCGGGAAAACAAACAAUCACAUUUCUGCUCACCAUCAAUAUUACAUUGUUUGUGUAUCACACAUUCGAGGGAAUGAAAGCCUAUUAUGGAUUUCCGGAUGCCAUGGAGAACAAAUAUUUCGAGUUGAUGAAUGCGUGCUCGCCAUUAAUAGUAUUCUAUAGAUUCCAUAGUUCGGCAUGUUUUGCCGAAAUUUGGAAACACGCGUUCACCACGAAGCACAAUCAUCAUCAUGAUGCUCAUAGUGCUCCAAAUAGCCCAUCUACUCAUGCACAUUCCGCCUAA
Molecule: messenger RNA, 1821 nt
Organism: Caenorhabditis bovis
Lineage: Eukaryota; Metazoa; Nematoda; Chromadorea; Rhabditida; Rhabditidae
Source: the annotation of a GenBank genome assembly